Messenger RNA from Drosophila navojoa, 629 nucleotides. RefSeq names its product N(alpha)-acetyltransferase 20 B (gene Naa20B). Gene Ontology annotation, cellular component: NatB complex. NCBI's taxonomy places the organism in Eukaryota, Metazoa, Arthropoda, Insecta, Diptera, Drosophilidae. The record is from RefSeq and is a predicted model, not a curated record. Gene Ontology annotation, biological process: N-terminal peptidyl-methionine acetylation. Gene Ontology annotation, molecular function: protein-N-terminal amino-acid acetyltransferase activity.
AGCUGCUGGUAAUAUGACGGCAUUACGGGAAUUCGCAUUCGAUGAUCUGUUCAAGUUCAACAGGAUUCUGUUUGAUCCCCUGACCGAAGUCUAUACGAUCGCGUUCUAUGCUUCGCGAGUAUUUGAGUUUCCGAUGCUGACUGAAGUCGCCGUUGCUCCCAAUGGGCAGGUAACGGGAUUUAUCAUGGGCAGCCGCGUUCGUAAUAAGCAAUGGGGCAGAAACGGCAAGGACUCAGACAAGAUGGGCAGCCAUGGCCACGUCAAUGCCCUGUCCAUUGACAACGACUACCGACGUCUGGGAGUGGGCACGCUGCUGAUGGAAAGUUUCAGGGUCAAGCUGGAGGUCAAACGGGAGUGGUACAUUGAUCUAUUUGUGCGCUGCAAGAACCAGAAGGCCAUCAAGCUCUACGAACUGCUGGGCUAUACAAAGUACUCCUUACUUCGCAAAUACUACGACGAUGACGAUGGGUACGAGAUGCGCCUACCGCUCUCCCAGGACGUGGACGGCAUUUGCCUCAAAGGGCGCAAGAAAGUUAUAGAUGGAUUUCACAGUGCCGGACGCGAACUGGUGAAGGUGCUGAGAACGCUGUUCGUCAGGCUUCGGGAUGCCAUAUUGAAUAUGCUUUGAG